GAUGAUCACAUGUUGGCGUUAAGUUAAAACUUGGUGUCUACCCACUUUCUUCUUGCUUGACUAAAUGGCUUCAUCGUUAUUCAGUGGUUUAACAAAAGUUGGUGUUGGGUUGUUAGCUGCUGGAAGCAUUUUGCCUCUUGUUCUAUAUAAUGUUGACGGUGGUCAUCGGGCCGUAAUUUUCGACCGCUUUAAGGGUGUAAGAACCGAUGUAAGAGGAGAAGGAACACAUUUUAUCAUACCGUGGGUCCAAAAACCAAUUAUUUUUGACAUCAGAUCACGACCAAGAAAUAUUCCUGUGAUGACCGGCUCAAAAGAUCUACAGACAGUAAACAUAACGUUGCGUAUAUUAUUCCGACCUGAACCAUCUCUUCUACCCAAAAUUUAUCAAAAUCUUGGUUUUGACUAUGAAGAACGUGUACUCCCCUCUAUUACUACUGAGGUACUGAAAGGUGUGGUCGCUGAAUUUGAUGCCAGUGAACUUAUCACUCAAAGAGAACUAGUUAGUCAAAGAGUGAAUGAAGACCUUACUGAACGAGCUUCUUCAUUUGGUAUAUUAUUGGAUGAUAUUGCUUUGACACAAAUCUCAUUUGGACGAGAGUUCUCUGAAGCAGUUGAAGCUAAACAAGUGGCGCAACAGGAGGCAGAACGUGCUCGUUAUCUGGUAGAAAAGGCUGAACAACACAAAUUAGCUGCCAUUAUAUCAGCAGAAGGUGAUUCCGAAGCGGCUAUACUAUUGGCCAAAUCUUUUGGAUCAUCAGGUGAAGGUCUGAUUGAACUGAGAAGAAUUGAAGCUGCUGAAGAUAUUGCCUAUCAGCUGUCAAAGAAUCGAAACAUCACUUACAUUCCUGAUGGUCAGAAUACCCUGUUAAAUCUCCCUGCUAUGCAGUAAACCGCAUAAACACACACUCACACAUUGUAAAUGUGAAGUAGUAGCAGUUAUUUUGAAUAAUGAUAAUAAUUGUACAAUAUUAUAUUAGGUGCAGCUUAAGUUUCCUGUUAAUUUAACAGUUUUUGUUUUUGCUAACGCACAAUUCCAUUUCACUCUUUCUUUUCUUAGCUUCUUUGUAUCAUAAGUCUCCAUUCGUAGUUAACGUCUUUUUCCUAUCGCCUUUCUGUCGUUGAAUAGUUUUAUUGUCAGCUUGAUUACACUAAUUUUGUAUAUCUAAAUGAGAAGAAGAAGAAAUGCAGUUACUGGUGGUGUUUUUA
Molecule: messenger RNA, 1206 nt
Organism: Trichobilharzia szidati
Lineage: Eukaryota; Metazoa; Platyhelminthes; Trematoda; Strigeidida; Schistosomatidae
Source: the annotation of a GenBank genome assembly